UGUGACCGACCCUCCUUUUAUCAGUAGAGCCCUCUCUCUAUCUCUCUUGCCUUCAAGACGCUCCCGCUUGCUGCUCUCUUUUCCUGUCUCUCUCUGUCUCUGUCCGUCUCCUGCUGCCGGCUCAGAGGGACACGUGUAGUGCUGCGCAGCACUUCCCUUGAUUCACCCUCCAGUCUCUCGCUGCUCAAAUCCCACUGAGCCACUAAUGGCUUUAAGCCCUCAGAAAUCCACAACACUUGAGUUCCGGAACACCUGGGUUAAAAUUCCGAAAUACGGGAAUACCGGAGGACUUUGCUUUUUUUUGGAGCUGGGAAGAUUCGCGGACUUUACUAUGUGUUUGUUUUUAACUUUUUAUCCUGUACUAAAAUUGGUUGAUAAUCAUCUAUUGCAAACACUGUGUGAGAGUGGAUCCUUAAUUUUCCAUUAAUGCGGGAGGAAUUCUUCUGGAAUUACUUUUGGAUAUAACUUGUUAUUUCUUUGUAAACGUGGAAAGAAUUGAAACACAAUUUUGGGGAUUUCUCUUUGGAUUUGGAGGUGUAACACGCUUCCAGAGGAAAGACAUCAGACUGACUCAAAAGUAGACGUGUGUCUGUGUGUGUGUGAUUAAAGACCUUAUGAAAGCGUGUAUUGUUUAUAUGUCUGCGUUUGCCUGUAUUUGUAUGUGUAUUUUUGGCCAUGCUGGAAGAAAAGAAGGCCCAGGGGUCUCGGCAACAGGGCUCAGCGGACGCAGGUCACCCAAAAACGUCAAAGAUCAACAGCAGCACAUGGAAAACUGACCACGUCUCAAACAGCAGCAACGUCAUCAACCCUCCACGCCGCUUUGCAUUGCUAUCGGAGCGUUGUGCCCCCUCUACUGCUUCAGGGCCCCUAACAAGCCCCCUACUUGGAGGGCUACCAGGUAGAUCGCUCCUGAUUGGACAGCAGGCUGCCUCCUUGCGGCUGGCUCAACUUAAGGCCCAGCUAGCGCUGACACAGAUAAACAGUGCUCUCACUGUUGGCAACCGAGCCACGACUUUGACAGCCAACGCCAACACACCUGCUCCGUACAUACCAACAACAGCCCCCUCCCCAACUGCUGCGGCCAUCAAUCUUCUUAAUCUUCUGAAGAUUGUUAAUACCAUGUCCCAUCCCCUGUAUAACCCCUAUGCCUCUGGGAACCAAAGUUCCACCCAGGGACAGUAUGGACUCUCCAGUAUACAGGUAGCAAGGGACCCUCAAAGGGCAUCCUCUGGCCCUGGAGCUGGGCCCAGCGUCAGCUCUUCUGGAGCUUCUGCGACUCCCGCCAACUCCGGGGGGACACUCCCAUUGCUGCUGCCUCAGUCAAUGAACUACAGGCCUGAACAGAGAAGGGCCACAAUAGACAAAAACCUAGAGAGGUCUAUAGACAUGCAUAUUAGCAGAGCGAGAGAGGAGGUGAGGCUUCUUGGCAAACCGAUGCAUCAGCCCAUAGACGAGGGAGCUCGCUUUACCAGCACAGGGAUGACCGCCUACCCAAUGUCCUCAACCUCUUCCUCUCUAGGACAUAGACAGUCGGGCUUUGAAAGUGGCCGUAGCUCUUCGGAGUGGUCAUCAAACUACAAAAGGCCCACUGCUGAUGACCCCUCUGAAUUUUAUUCAUCAUCUGCUUCAUCCAACUAUGCUGGUGGUGGUGAUGGUAGGUUGAAUGUCUUCGGUGAAAGAAAACAUGAUAUGCAGUCCAUUCCAGGGUUAGGUGAUUUUGACUGUCCAGUGCCAGACAAACCUGCUGCGCCCGCAGAGUCAAGUCGACCCAAGUACACCUCUGAAUCAGCUUCGAACAUCCUUCUGCACUUUGGACUUGAAAAAGAGGACUUGCAACAUCUCAUCUCCUUUCCUGAAGACCAGAUCACUCCUGCUAACCUGCCGUACAUCUUGCGGCAAAUCCGCGUUGAGAAGACCAAGAAAGCUACAGCUGCAGUUCAGUCAAAACCUGAACCCCAACCCACUGGAAGUCUGAGAGGAAUUGAAAGUCACAGUUUGAGUAGUUCUGGAGGGGCAUUGCUGCGCCAGGAGGAAAUUUCAUCGGCUAUUCUCCAGCCCAGUAAAGUGAUUGACUAUGGACAUACUGGCAAAUAUACUGGAGGGGUUGGGGAUGAGAUUGGAAGGACCAGUAGCAGCAGAGCUAACAGCGGUGGGAAUGAAAGUAUGUUGCUAAUGAACACUUAUGAUGGCAGCAGACACAAUCGAGAAGCACCCCAAAAACAUACAACAGAGGUGAAAAGCAGUGCCUUUAGUUCUUCACGUGACCAGGCGAGUUCUGUUUCCAGUCUCAGCUCUUCAUACGGUUCAAUACUGAGCUCUGUGGCUCCACCAAGCAAUGAUCAGACCAAACGAUUGCAGAGCCAACCAAACCAGACUUCCCAAACAAUCCUCAGCUCUUUCUCUCUGCCAAAGAAAGACACAGACAUCAGAGUUCUCAAGUCUGAAGUCCCCAAACCUGCUCCUUUAAAAGAACCAGAGGAUGAUCGUCAAUCAACAUCGAAAACCCAGCCACUCUCCACUCUGUACCAUGGUGUGCAUCCCUGCCGACCUGGCCUUGUGCUCAUCAACAGUAAUAACGCCAGAGGCACUAAGGAUCUGAGUAAAACUCAAGGACAAGGGUCAACAGUUGCUGAGCAGAUGAAAAAGCAGCAGACUCAGCAGCAGUUGCAGAAGCAGCCGAUGCAGCAGCACCAGAAGCAGCAGACACCAAAGCAGCCAGUAUCGCAGGCGGGACAAGCUGUGUGGCCUCCAGUUAUUUCUGCUGCAAAAUCUGUUCCCCCUGCCUCUCGCACCCCAAACAUCACAGAUGCCAUGCAACGUCCAGUGUUUGUCCCUGGUGGUCCCCGCCCCAUCGUUGGCCCUCCAGCUCUGCCACAGCCAAUCCCAAGCCUAAUGAACAUCAUUCCUCAGACGCAGCCGCCUUCAAAAUGGCAGCCUCCGGCAAAGAUGGCUGUGACCAAGGGUCUUCCAACGGCAGCCAUGAUGCAUGACUAUGCGGCAACCACGCCAAAAAUCUUUCCACACACCUGCUCUUUGUGUAACAGAGAAUGUACUCGUAUGAAGGAUUGGCUCUCCCACCAGAACACCAGCCUUCACCUUGAGAGCUGCAGAGUCCUCCGAACACAAUAUCCAGAGUGGGAUGGUGAGAUAGCACUCAAGCCAAGUGCUGCAGGCAAAGAUGCCAAGCCCUUGCCCUCAACCUCUGUAAAGACUUCCCAGCAUCAUCACCAGAAAGUCAGGCAUGGAAUCCGCUCCUGUUCCCACUCGCCCAGCCCCCGUCGCCACUGUGGGCCAGAGGGUAGAAGGGAGAGCCGCAGUAGUCGAUCACAUUCGCCACUCAGCUCCAGAUACACUCGCAGGUCUCGGUCUCGUUCUCGUUCCCCACGGUAUGACCAUCCUUCCUCCUCCCACUCUUGGUCACGUUCCAGGAGCCCUGAGAGAGGAUUGUCGCCAAGGUGGAGAGACGAGAAACUAUCCUCAUCAAGGAAGAGAGGCGAUAGACGACCAUCUCCAAAGAGGAGCCAUGAGAGAGGAUCAUCUCCAAGGAAGAGUAAUGAAUCACGAUCACCAUCAAGGAGGAGUGAUGAGUGGCGAUCACCACCAUGGAGGAGUAAUGAGAGACGAUCGCCACCAAGGAGGAGUGAUCAGAGAAGAUCGCCACCAAGGAAGAGUGAUGAGACAAGAUCUCCAUUAAUGAGGGGUGAUGAGUGGCAGUCACCAGCAAGGAGGACUGAUGACAGACGAUCACCACCAUGGAGGAGUAACAAAAGAGGUUCACCACCAAGAAGGACUGAUGAGAGACAACCUCUACCAAAGAGGAGUGAUCAGAGAAGAUCACCGCCAAGACGGAGUGAUCAGAGACGAUCCCCUCAACAGAAGAAGUCAAGCAGUGCAGAGAGGCUGGCUAAGAAACUACUAGAAACAUCAGCUGUCCAGUCUCUGUCAAAAGAGUCUGACCUGGAGGCCGUGGUUAAAACCUUACUAGCUGGGCUAGCCAAGAUGAAGUCAUCGUCAUCGUCAUCCACCUCCACAAGAGGGAAGCCCUCCUCAUCUUCUGCUGCCUGUUCCUCAUCCUCCUCCUCUACAGCAAAGAAGAAGGAGUUGACUAAAAAGCCCUCUAAAGCAAAGUCCAGCCUGCCGAAGAGCGAGGCAAGUUCUUCCUCAAAGUUUAAGUCUGCUAAAUCUUUGCCUUCAACCCUGGUGAAGCUACGUCAGUUAUAUAAUUCGGUCUCUCAUGGUGACGUGAUAGCUGCUGUGGAGCAAUUCGGAAAAACCAAGUCAGUUGUACUGUAUCGGAAAAAACAGGAGGCACUCGUGUAUUUUGAGAAAGAGGAAAGCGCAAAGAAAUUAAAGAGCUUGAAGAGCAUCGAUGUGAAAGGAAUGCCAAUCACUGUUGUCAAGGAGCAGGAUGCUGUUUCUGAGGAACAAAAGAAGCCUUCACAGAAAAAACCUGCCACAACCAGUGUCUCCACACGUCAAACCACUACUACAAGGAAGGCUCUUCUCCCUACACCUAGUGCGCCUCCGCUUACAGGGCCCAAAAAGCCUUCGUCUUUACCUUCUGAAGCCAACAAAAGUACAACAGGCAAACAUGCUAAUCAGAAAAGUGCAGUUAAAGGCUCAGUUAAAGGCCUAAAAACUACCACCAAAGCAAAGGUUUUGGUUUCCAAAGCGAAAAGUGUCUCAACCAAGCAGAUUAACAAAAUGGUAAAAACAGGAAAGUUGCCUGCAAAAGGAGAUGUGAAAAAGGCCAUGGUAAAGCAAAAAAGUUCUUCAGGAGCCAAGUCCACAGCUACAGAAAAUCAGUCUGAUGUAGAAAACUCGAAGCCUACAGAAUCUGAAACCAAGGUUCAAGAAACUGUGCCAAAAGACACCGCCACAGUUCCUGAAAAUACAAAAACGACACUUGUUGAACCUAAAGAAUCUGAACCCAGGAUUCAAGAGGCUGCGCUGAAAGACCCAGCCAAGGUUGUUAAAAAUGCAAAUACGACAGUUGUUGAACCUAAACGAUCUGAAACCAAGCCUCAAGAAGCUGCGCCGAAAGAUACCGCCAAGGUUGCUAAAAAUGCAAAUACGACAGUUGUUGAACCUAAACGAUCUGAAACCAAGCCUCAAGAAGCUGUGCCGAAAGAUACCGCCAAGGCUGUUAAAAAUGCAAAUACGACAGUUGUUGAAUCUAAACGAUCUGAAACCGAGCCUCAAGAAGCUGCGCCGAAAGAUACCGCCAAGGCUGUUAAAAAUGCAAAUACGACAGUUGUUGAAUCUAAACGAUCUGAAACCGAGCCUCAAGAAGCUGUGCCGAAAGAUACCGCGAAGGUUGUUGAAAAUGCAAAUACGACAGUUGUUGAACCUAAACGAUCUGAAACCGAGCCCCAAGAAGCUGCGCCGAAAGAUACCGCCAUGGUUGUUGAAAAUGCAAAUAAGACAGUUGUUGAACCUAAACGAUCUGAAACCGAGCCUCAAGAAGCUGCGCCGAAAGAUACCGCCAUGGUUGUUGGAAAUGCAAAUAAGACAGUUGUUGAACCUAAACAAUCUGAAACCAAAGUUCAAGAAGUUGUGCCGAAAGACACAGCCAAGGUUCCCAAAAAUACAAAUACGACAGUUGUUGAACCUAAAGAAUCUGAACCCAAGCUUCAAGAAGCUGUGCAGAAAGGCACCGCAAAGGUUGUUAGAAAUGCAAAAAUGACAAUUGUUGAACCUAAAGAAUCUGAAAUAAAUGUUCAUGAAGCUGUACUGAAAGACACUGCCAAGGUUGUUGAAGAUUCAAAUAUGACAGUUGUUGAACCUAAGCUUCAGGCAGAACUUGGCAAAGCCAGUGACACUGAAGACACUGAACCAAUGGAGAUUAGGGAAAAGGGAGUUGAAGUGGCAGAGCCCAUGGAAGAUGGAAGUUGUACUGAGGGCCAUGGAGAAAAAUUGACAACUACUGAGGCUGUACCAGAAAAUUCAGCAGACAAAUCCAGUGAGAGUCAACCACCAGACAGUACAGUUGAGACCCAGACAACAGACACCUCUGUCAAAGCUUUACCACAUGUCCAGCUAAGCACCGUGUCAGAACCAGAAUCCUCUACACAAGGACCAGGGACCAAGAUGGAGGCUUCACAUCUGGAACAGCAGGCUGUGGGAAGUCCGACUGAGGCCGCUGUGGAGGCAAAGCCGGCAUGUCAAGGGGUGGAGACAAAGACAAUUGAAAAAGAUCCUGUGACGGAAGUGAAGACAGGAGCGGAUGCAACAUCAGCCAAGGACGCCUCCAGACACAAUGAAGAUACCUGUCUGACUAUUGGGGAGAUGGUAGAAAAGCGCCUGCAUCAAUCCCAAAUACCGUGCCUAAAGAUGAACAUCUGCUUCUCACCUAAAUUUAAUUCACUUAAUAAGAAGCAGUUGCUCAUAACCGACCUGCCGGUGUAUCAUGAUGGCUGCUACACAGAGGAAGACCUCGCCAAACUGCUCAUGCCAUUUGGAUUUCAAUAUGAAGAUGACAAGAUCCAUGUUGUUCCUCAGACACUUAUGGCCUUCGUCAUGAUGCCGAAAGUGGAGGAUGUGCUUGAGAUCAUGAGAGUGUCCGUAAGGAAGGGCAUUACUUUCAAAGGGUCUAAAAUUGGUUUCCACGUGCUAGCUGGCGGUAUCACAAUGUCACCGCUUGGGAUUUAUCGGUCGCUGAUGAAGUUGAUGGGUUCACAUGUGGCUGACGAUGGAGCGAAAACAAUCUGCAUCAAGAACAUUUCAUGGAGUGAGAGCAGGGAACUCAGGGAAGCUUUGAAAAAAAUCGGCUCUGUCCAGAAUUACCUGCCUCUCCUCAACAAGGUAUUUAUAGAAUUUGAGUCCAUUGGUGAUGCUGAUCGGCUCGGAGUUUGGUACAGUCUCCUGAAACAAGCUCCUGGCCACAAAGUCUACAGGCUGAAAAUACCAAACAGACCCUGUACAACACUACCACCAAAACUUCCUGAGAAUGCUCUGCCAGACAGCAAGGACGUUGUUGCCGGGGCAACUAUCCCGCUGAUAGAAAAUGCCGUUCCACAGGCCAGCAUUGGACCAUUUUGGGUCAUGUUGAGAACUCAUCCCUUCCUGUUCUCUACUGUGUCUCCUUGGUUCAUCAUCCCAGGUCACCUGACAGCUGAAGGACAGGAGGACAUUGAGAAGGCCAGUGGUCGCGGUUCCAUGUGCCCUACGAUCAUGUUGACCGGUUUGCCGGGAAUCGGCCACUACAAGCAUUUAGACGUGGCCAAGCUGGUCUGGCGGUAUUUCCCCAAACAGAACCUUCACUCCCUGUACUACAACGUGGUGGUCUUACCGCUGCAGAGGAGGGCCUUUGUGUUUUUCUCUGAUUGGACUACGUGCUGCGAUUUUGUCCGAGAUCACCUCACAAAUCCAGUUUCUGUCAAAGGCUGCAAGCUCUGUGUUCACUUCGUCUUGGAACACAUGAAACCCGAAUCCAGUGAGGAGAUGAUGUACACAACUCUGAUGAAGUGGAGCAAUGCUGGAGUUCCAGAGCCCGAUUCUCUGGAGGAGAAGUUGCUGUGUGUGGAGAUUUCUGAGGCAGCUCUGGAUGUCAUCAGGACGGUCUUGAAAGCGGUGGCCUCCAUCGCAACCUUUGUCGGCUUUCUGCCACUCGCCAACAGGAUAUGCAUUGAGAUGGCUGACUCCAGUGAUGUAACCAAGGUGGUGGAGAACUACAACAACUCUUUGAAGACUGGCAGAGUUUGGUGUAAAGUUCACCGUUUUGAAUCUAUGAAGAGCCUUAAACAGCGUCUACAAGAUUCUAGUGAGAUCACGAUAAACUUUGAACCAGAUGCUAUCGAUGUCAAAGCCAAGCCCCCAGCUGUGAAAUGUGAAACCCAGCCUCCUCCUUCUGAACAGUUGGAUAAUGGGUCACAACCUGCUCUGCAAACCAGUGACCCUGCUGGAUCCAUCGUAUCUGAGCCCAUUACACCUGAACCAAAUGUUACCCCAGCAAGUGACGUAGCAAUGAAGGAGGACGGUGAAAAAUCAGGAACUGAGAUCGUCAUGGACUCCGCUGUUGGUCCUGAGGCAAAUGAAGAUGUAGGAAAAGCAGACGUAAAGGUGGAAGAGGAGUCACCAACAACUCCAGUCUCUACUGCUGAUUCGACCUCUACCCCUGCAGUCAGCAGCGGAAACACAGUCUCAGCUGCUUCCAAUACGACCCCAUCAGCCACAGCAGUCAUCUCUGAAGGAAACUUUGCAGAAAUUCCUAAGAUUAGCACAGAAAAUUUCCUGGCCCUUGUGGCAGCAGUUCGCAAACACAAACUCAGCCGGGAGAGCAGGUCCCAGAGUGAGGACAAGAUGAGCCACAGCAAAUGCAACAUAAGGCCUAAAACUGCAACGGUUGAAGACACACCACAAAGAACGGCUCAGGACAAUUUUACAGAUGACAUUGUUUCUUCAGACGCCUGUCCUUUCGAUACGCAAAAUUUCAACAUUGAUGACUUUGUCACUGUUGAUGAAGUUGGUGAUGAUGUGGGAGACGCAAUCCCUGAACCUCAUACCUCCUCCUCAUCUAAGCAGUCCUCCAGAUCUAGAAGAGAGAGACACAGCUCAGAUGUGUGGUCCACUGGCAAACAGACCUCAACAAGGUCUUCAAGAGACUCUAAAAACUCAGCUUCUUCCUCAUCCUCCUCAUCCAGUUCAGCAAAAGGUUCAAGCUCUUCAAGCUCUGUGUCACCAAAAAAGCCCAAGGACUCAUCUGUGUCCACUAAAUCCCCUACCAAACCCUUGGCCUCUACCAGUGUCAGUAAAGCCUCUUCUUCAGUGUCUACUGAAACCUCUUCUUCCCCUCGUCAGAAAACACAACUAAGCAAGACAAAACCUCCAGCCGAAGCAUCUAAUACUGCAUCUUCCAGUUGUCGUACCCGCUCAUCCUCAGCUGCAUGUGAUACGGAAAAGAUAACAUCAGCAGCAAGUGCCAAGGCAUCAGUGAAGACACAUCCUGAGCUGCUUGAAGAAAAAGUAAAAGACACAGAGAGCGUAGUAACAAAGUCUGACCACAAAGUGUCAGCAGAGAGCCUUGAUGCAAAAACUGUUGAGUCAGAGACAAAAACAGAAACAUCAUCAGAGAUGCAUCCACCUUUACAGGGACAUGGGGUAGAGUUGAGCCAAGCUCAAAGUCUGGAGAUUGAUUCUAAUGCCAUCCCAAUGAAAGACCAGCAGAAAAACAAAGAGGAAGGGAAAGAGGAGGAUAAUAACAAACAUACAGAGGUGGAGGAGGACAACGGUGAGAAAUAUCAAAUCCUUGAUUCACUUGAUGAUCAAACAGAUCAACAGAUGGAUGAUGUGGACCAAGAGGUCAACUCUGAAGCCCAUCCAACUGGACCUGAGGGAGGCCAGGCUUUGCACAAGGAAAGCUUUCAGGACUUGGACAGUGUUGACGAUGAAGGCAAAACCCACCCACAGGAAUCCAGUGAAAUGGAAAUGGAUAGUUCUUUCCAUGUGCUAGAUAGUGUCACCGAAGACCAAGCAUCUACAGGUCAAGAGGACAGUCGCCUGGUCCAAGAUGGUGGUUCCACAGUAAAACAACUGUCUGAGGAAGAUGCGAUUUCAGCAGAUGUCAAAUCUGAUUUGUUAGGUAAAGAUCAAGAGGCAAAUAAUGUAGAUGAUUUCCAUGUGUUAGAUACAGGUAGUAAACAGUCUGAAAGGAACAAGGGAGAUGAAAAGAGGAGAACAGAGGAAGAGGUCAAAGGCAAAAUGCUUUCAGCAGAGUCCUGCAAAGUCUUGAAAGCUGUUGAAAAUCCUGAUAGCCGAAUCCCAAAUGAAGACCAGCCUCUUCAAGACUCUGACAACAAAGAUACUUUCAAAGACACUGACAAUGAUGUAACUGAACAAGAAACCUUUGAGGUACUGGAUUCAAUUGAUGAUCAGACCGGAACAGAAGAUGACAACCAAAACCUUGAAACUCCCAGUGACCAGACAUCUAAAAAUGACAUGAGGCCCAUGGAGGAAGACGAUGACACAUAUCAGGUUAUUGAUUCUGUGGAAGAUCAGCCAUCGACUAUAGAGAUGAAGAUGGAGCCUGACAACAAGGGGAAAAGAAACACAAGAAGGGAGGUGACAGCUAUAAAAGAUGAUAGGCGAUCAAAGAAAAGCAGCCCCACAACUACAGCAUCCAGAAGUGAAGAGAAGGAGAAAUCACCAAAGAAACAGGACAGGACAGUCAAAAAAUAUGACACACGGACAAGAGUGGACACCUCUGCAGGAGUUUCUGAAAAAGACAAAGAAAUCAAUGAGGAGAUGAUGUACCAGAUAGUAGAUUCUGUUGAAGAUGAACCGGUUCAAGAUACUGCCACCACAGAACUGUCUGGUAGAAGGAGGAGUGCAAGAGGAAAGAAACAGGAUAAAAUGGCAUUGGUUCUCACAGAAGUGCCUGAAAAACCAGAGGAGGCUACAUACGAGAUUUUAGACUCUGUGGAGGACGAAACUCCCAGUGAUGUACCAACUAUCUCGGCAAGAUCUACCAGAGGAAAAAGGGAAAGAACAGCUAAGAAAGAUGCUUUAAAUGAAAAAACAAAAAAUGAGGACACUCCAACAAGAAGGAGGCACACCUCUGCCAGAGAGCGAAACAGGGAAACACCAAAAAAGGAGGAGAAAAUGUCUCCAAAGGAGAGCACACCAUCAAAGAAGAGUGACAGUGUUGUAAGAGAGGUAAGUGAGGAGGAUGUUACCUGUAAGGUAUGCGACACUGUGGAGGAAGAGGUUGUUAACGAUGAUCGGCCUGCUACAAGAACAGGACAAAGGGGAAGACCAAAGAAAGAUGUUAAAAUAACUAAAAGAGGUAGCACAACAUUAAAGAAGAGUGACAAAGACACAUCUGAAAUAGUGGCGGAUGAAGAAGAGGCAACAUAUCAGAUUCUUGAUUCUGUGGAGGACGAGAGUGUUGACGAUCAGCACCUCACAGAACAGUCAAAAGAGAGAGAUUCCAAAAACGAUGAACAGCAAACAAAGAAAAGUAUCUCCCCUGCAGGAUCACCCAAAAAUGAGGAGGAAGAGGAAGAGCCUGUGUAUCAGAUCAUAGAUUCCCUAGAAGACGAUCAAACUCAAGAAGAGCUGACUGCGACAGAGGACAAGACAAAAGAUGAAACUUGUACAAAAGAGAAGGCACCAGUUGAAAAAGAUGACACAUCAACUUGUGGUACCAUAGUUGUGGAAGCAUCCGAAAAAGAGGUUGUCGAGGAGGAGACUUUGUAUCAGAUAAUUGAUAAUUUAGAGGAGGCAAAUGAUGAUCCAUCUGCUGCAGAAAUGUCUUCUAUGGUGAAUGAAGAAAAUACACCCAAAACAGAGAUUCAAAAAAUGGACAAAUUAACAACAAAACUCCACAGUGAUGCCACCGUACUUGAAGAGGAGAACAAACAAAAAUCACCUGAGAAAAACACAAAGAGCACUCUGGUGAACCUGGAUGAAGUGAGUGAGGAGGAGGAGGAUUACCCUGAUGACGCAGCAGAGGAGGAACAACUGAGGAAGCGACAGGCCGCUGCAAAAAAGAAGCAGUUCAACAAAGAGCGGGAAUCCAGGAGGACCAGGGAGAAAGAGGAGAGGAGGACUAGAGAGAGAGAAGACAGGGAAAGAAAGAGUUCAAACAGCAGCAGAGGAGGAGGAGGCGGCGGGGGAGGGACGAAGAGGGAGAAGGGGAGGGGAAAGGAGGAGACGGUGGAGGUGGAUGCCAAGGAGCUGGUGACUCUGGAUGAGGUGGGAGCAGAUGAGGUCGGAGAGGAAAGAGCAUCUGAGAGCCGAGAGUGGGAUGGGGAGAUCACAGAGGGAGAGUUGCAGGCACUCGUCACUCUGGAUGAGUUUAUAGAAGAAGAGGAGGAUGGGAAGCCGGAGCAAAGCACGCUGGAGACCUGUCCACCCAGUCAGGAGGAUGAAUCAGUGGACUUCUUAAACCCAGAGACUUUAGUGACUUUAGAUGAAGCUGGCGAUGAUGAGGAAGAGAAGCCAGACGAAGAGCAAACAGAGAAAACCUCAAGAUCUGCCAAACGCAAACACGAUGAUGACACAGUUUUAGAGGAAAGUAUGAACUUUGUGACGGUGGACGAAGUGGGAGAGGUGGAAGAAGAGGAGGAAAAGGAAAUGGUAAAAGCCAGACCGAGAGGACGAGCCAAGAAGAGAACCAGACAGACCCCUGUGAGAAAAUCUACCAGAGGGAAAACGGUGGCUGCAAAAGACGAGAGAGAAGAAGAAAAUGAACCAGCUGACACUGAUGUACUGCCUCCCACUUCACUCGAUGGCUCCUCGUCACUGGACAAAGAUCCGUCUACGUUUUCAAAUGACGGCCAGACUGAGAUCCAGAAGACAGAGGCAAAGGUGGAAUCGGCAAGCCAAGCAGACAUCACUGCUGCUUCUGCUGAGCAGGAGUCGCCAUCGGAGCACCCUGAGAACCAGACACUGGAGAUAUGUGUGGAGCAAGGAGAGGAGGAGAAAGAAGGAUGGAGCAGGGCGGGCAUAAAAGCUGUGAGUAAACGGAGGAAGGAGCCUGUCGGACCUGAAGCAAAGCGAUCUCGUUCUCAGUCUCCAUGUGUCGCUGCCGACGUCAAACUGCCUGUAUUUAAACCCAACAAUCCCCUCGGUCAGGAGUUUGUCGUCCCCAAAUCAGGGUACUUCUGUAAUCUCUGCUCUGUUUUCUACCUGAACGAGAGCACCGCCAAGGAUCUCCACUGCAGCAGCCAGAGACACUUCGACAACUUGCAGAAACAUUACCAGAAGCUGAAACAGAAAACAUCAAGAAGUUGCGCACAAAGUUCUCAAGGCUCCGUUUCUGAUUGAUAGCGACUUCAGCUACUGGCGGAACUGUACUGGGUGUACAAUAUGCCAUGUGGAUCAUAAUUUUAUUUUAUUAUUUUUUUCAUAUAAAUGUGUACAUUAUCUACCACAGUACUUACUAAAUAUUUUAGCAUGUAUCGCCUCAGUGGGUUUUAAACCCCCUCCAGCUCUACACUUUUGGUGCCUUGCUCUGUGAACAGUUGCACAGUUGUAGAAAAACCAGGAAUCAUGAGCUGAGUGAAACAUAAAGUCAGUGACGGUUACAUUUUCGAAGGUUUGGAACUUUAAACGAUGCUACAUGACCUCUUUUACUCAUCGAUACAUAAUUACUACAGUAUUUUUUUUUUGCGAACACGGCAUUUACAUUUGUCUGAUUUUCUGGAAUUGGGUUUAAAACCUGUCAACAUUUUGACAUUUUGGAUGCAACAUGUAGCACCUUUUGAAGGAACUGUCUGUGAGCCUGUUAACUUGUUUUUAAAGUUGAAUAAAUGAAGCUUCGAAUUUCAUCCUGAGCACAAUGUAUAAAACUCAGAUAAACAACCACUUCAGCUUCGGUAACCAUGCAGCUGAAAAUCCUUGUCACGGUUAGAUAGUAAGUCGUCGAAAUCUGGUGCUCGGGCAGUGACUUCUGGCGUCACAAACCGACGAAAAAAGCCGUCCUUUAACGUCGGCAUGAUACGUGACCGGUUGCCAUUAUAGUUUAAGAAAGAGCCUGUAUGUAUACGUUAAAUUUCUUGUGAAACAGAAGUGUAUCUUGAAAGAAGACAAUGCAUGUAACAGGCAGAACUUGACACGCCGUCCCAGAACGUCAACAACCAACGCACCCAGGGCACCUUGGACGACAAAAUGAUGUGAAUGUGUUGGUUUGACAAACGUGAGAAAGAUUAAUAAUGAUAAGAAUUAUUAUUUUGUCUUUCAGAGACAAUGUAAAGACAGUUUUGUUGUUUGUAGUUUUGGAAAACGUGAAUUAUUUAAUGGUCACGGUCAAUACAAAUCACAGAGCUGAGCUUCGGGGAUGUUUCAGAUUUGUCUGUCCUGACGAAAAUGUAUCUGAAACAGCACCUGCUCCCAGUUUUGGCAACUUUCUGGUGUAAAAUGAUAUUUUUACUCUGUAAUAAACUGUAUAUCUAGUAAA
Epinephelus moara (kelp grouper) is the source of this 13900-nucleotide messenger RNA. RefSeq lists its product as uncharacterized. The transcript is spliced from 37 exons. Bases 676 to 12768 code for a protein of 4030 amino acids. The record is from RefSeq and is a predicted model, not a curated record. NCBI's taxonomy places the organism in Eukaryota, Metazoa, Chordata, Actinopteri, Perciformes, Serranidae. Gene Ontology annotation, molecular function: zinc ion binding; nucleic acid binding. Gene Ontology annotation, cellular component: nucleus.